AUGUGCAUCGUUCUUCUCACCACCGCCCACCCGGACUACGCGGUCAUCGUCGUCGACAACCGCGAUGAGUUCAUUCUCCGCCCUACCUCCCGACCGCACUGGUGGUCUCACCCGUCCGGCGCUUCCGUUCUCUCCGCCCGAGAUCUCCAGAGGGAAGAGAAGGGCACCUGGCUCGGCAUCACCAAGACAGGCCAACUCGCCGUUCUUACCAAUUACCGAGAGACAGACCCAGGUGAUGCAAGCCACCCUAUUCACGCGGCCCGCAGCCGUGGCGGUAUGGUUACCGCUUGGCUCGGCUCCGACCCCACAGAGUCUGCCUCUGAGACAGUCAACCAUCUGGUCAAGGACGGCGGCGUCAAGGGUGUGGGCGGCUUCUCCAUGGUGGCUGGCAAGUUAAGACGUAAACGCGGCAACGACGAGAAGCCGGUGAACGCACUCGAGGGCAUCGCCAUCGUCUCUAACCGUUGUGACAACCUCCAGGAUGUGCCGUGGAUUGCCGAAGAGAGAGAUCAAGUGUACGGCCUCAGCAACACCGUUUAUAACGACCCUAAGCAGUGGCCUAAGGUCGAAAACGGAAAGCGGCUCAUCAAAGAGGCAAUUGAAGAUGCUGUAUCCAAGAACCUGGACGAAGAUGCCCUCGUCGACCAGCUCUUUGCCGUUCUCGACACGGACACACUACCCAAGCACCCCGACAUGAGCCUGGCGGACUAUAUCAAGGAAUUAAAACAAUCCAUCUUCAUCCCAGCCAUCGGUGACGAAGUCCACCGAAAAGCGAUGCAGGACGCAGUUGCUAAGGGGCGGGGUAACUUUGCUACCGACGAUCAGAAGGCUGCCGAGAGCCUCCAGUUGGGAGAGCGACCUGAUCCGCCGGCUCAAGCCAACUUGGGAUUCGAAGUAGGCUUAUACGGCACGCAACGACAGACUAUCAUCAUGGUAGAUUGGGACGGCAACGUUUCAUACCGAGAAAGGGCGUUGUGGGAUGGAAACGGUAACGCGAUUGAGAGGGGGAAGGGUGACGAGGUGUUCCGGUUCAAGAUUGAGGGAUGGGAGAACUAA
Molecule: messenger RNA, 1056 nt
Organism: Colletotrichum truncatum
Lineage: Eukaryota; Fungi; Ascomycota; Sordariomycetes; Glomerellales; Glomerellaceae
Product: Transport and Golgi organization protein 2-like protein
Biological process (GO): Golgi organization; protein secretion
Cellular component (GO): Golgi apparatus
Source: RefSeq, a predicted model, not a curated record